AAAAAUAAAAUUAAAUAAAGCCUUUUUUCGAGGUCCCUUUUCUCUGUACAUGCACACACGCACACGCAUACGUGUGUGUUGUGUGUGUGUUGUACACGUUGUUUCUCGAGGGGGAAGUGAAGUGUGCAAUUGAAUAAACGUUGGUGCCGAAAGUUCGAUAACCGAAUUCUUGAUUUUUUUUUCAAUAACUAUUUUUAUAGUUGCAAUUUUCACGCUAAGAAAGCUUUAACUUAGAGACUGAGUUGCUAUUACAAUGGGUGCUUGUGUAUCUUCACCGUCGAUAGCAACACCGUCGAAGACCAUUAAAAUAAGAAGAAAAUACCGCGGACGCUCCAAAAAACGGGUCAUCAAUACAAUUACCGACGGAAAUAGGAAGCGGAAUAGCGACGCCGGCGCCCGAGUGACGGAUUUUGCCGUCAGCGAAUUCGUCCACACGACCACCACUUGCAGAAGAUCGUCGGUUUCGAAUUCCACUUUCCAUCUCACGCAGAUGCAAUGGCACCAUAGCCAGAUUGAUGCUAAUGGAGUUUACCAAGAAGAUUCGUGGUUCGACACAAUCAGCAUUCUUGAUUCCGAUUCCGAUGAUGACUUUAGUAGUGUACAUGGAGAUUUUUUCCCGAGCAUUGCAAACGGAGGACAAGUACUUCAAUACGAAGCUUCGUCGUGCUUCACCGAUAGCAAGUGUAACAUCAAAGAAUUCCACGAGAAGUACGUGAAAAUAGACAAUGGUGGUACUAAAACGGAGUUGAACACGAAAGAGCGCAACGGGUUUAUGUUGAUCGAUACCCAACGAAAAGAGCUCCCGUGUUUACCGAUGAUCGAAGAAUCCAACACCAUCACAAAAACAAAAUUAGACCGUGCCUACAUGAGUUUCAGCGGCCUGAAAAUCGAAAGAAACAACGACAACGAGGAAAAAAAUUCGGGAAAUUUAUUAAAAUCCGUCUUACCUCAAUUGGUUCCUUCGAUAAGUUUCAACGACAAAAUCUACUCCGCAACAACGGUGGGCCCACACCCACAAUCUAAUCGAAAGUCAUCAACGGUCAUUAGGCUCUCAAUUACGAGGAAAUCCAUCGACGGAGUUGAAAUAGACGACUCUCGUGCAUCGGCGAAGUAUCUUUAUCGUCCAAGAGCGGGAUUACUAAUCCCGUGUUCUUCUUCGGAAGGGAAGCCGAUUUCCGGAACUUGGUCUUUGGUUAAUCCCUCGAAUUUUAAGCUAAGAGGAGAUACCUACUUCAAAGAUAAGAAAAAAGCCCCGGCGGGGAAUCUUUCUCCGUACACUCCGAUCGGUGUCGAUUUAUUCGCGUGCCCGAGAAAGAUUAAUCACAUAGCACAACAUCUUGAGCUGCCUUCUGUAGAAGCAAGUCAUGGGGUUGUACCUCCUCUGCUAAUUGUUAAUAUUCAGCUCCCUACUUAUGCACCUCCUAUGUUUCUUGGUGAUGGCGAUGGUGACGGAUUGAGCCUCGUUCUGUACUUCAAACUUUCCGAGACUUUCGAAAAAGAUAUUUCUCCACAUUUUCAAGAAAGUCUCAAGAGAUUUAUUGAGGAUGAGAUGGAAAAUAUUAAAGGAUUCGCGAAAGAUUCGGUUGUUCCGUUUAGAGAAAGGUUGAAGUUUAUGGUUGGAGUGGUGAAUCCGGAAGAUCUCGUCUCAACUUCCACCGAGAGAAAAUUACUUUCGGCCUAUAACGAAAAACCGGUUCUUUCUCGACCGCAACAUAGCUUCUAUCAGGGUUCGAAUUACUUCGAGAUCGACCUCGACAUUCAUCACUUUAGCUACAUUGCAAGAAAGGGACUCGAAGCGUUCCGAGAGCGCUUAGGGAACGGAAUAUUGGAUCUUGGAUUGACAAUUCAGGCGCAGAAGCCAGAAGAACUACCGGAAGAAGUACUCGGGUGCGUGAGAUUGAAUAAGCUUGAUUUUGUUAACAAUGGACAAAUACCUAGGAUUGUGAGGCUCGACGACGAUUGAUAUUUCGUACGAGGUUGAUUUCGAGGUCGGAAAAAACGGAAAGUACGUACGUGUUAACGCAUUGCUAAGAAAGAUUCAUGGGACAAAAUCAAAAUGCUUGGAAUUUAUUUAUUUUUGAAAUUGUAACAUGUUGUUGUAUUAAAAUCAUGGCCUCCUAUGAUUUUUUUGGGAUGUAAAUAAUUCCUAUCAGUUACUAAUGUCUGCGUAUUAUUAUGUUAGAAUAAUUUGGGUUAUGUAAUGUACAAGUUGGCGUUUGUAAUUGUUAUAGGAGGAGGACUCGUUCAUUAUUAUUGUUUUUCUAUUUAUUUCAAUUUAA
Messenger RNA from Erythranthe guttata (spotted monkey flower), 2279 nucleotides. RefSeq lists its product as uncharacterized. The record is from RefSeq and is a predicted model, not a curated record. NCBI's taxonomy places the organism in Eukaryota, Viridiplantae, Streptophyta, Magnoliopsida, Lamiales, Phrymaceae.